CUGGUUGCUUUUCUGCUCCAGCGUGGCGGAGGCGCUGGAACCCAUUAGCACCACCAUCGCAGUGGGAAUGGCUGCAGCUCUCACUGGGAUUUUAGCGAGAUAUCAGAACAUUUUCUACCGCUUCCACGAGUGCUGCCGACCUGAAUGGAUAUCCUUCAACGAGACAAAGACGUCAGAAAUCCACCGGGUUCGACCAUGAAAGUGGCGUAUAUAUGUUUGUGGGUGCACGUCUCAUUCACAGCCAGCGGGCUGGUGAACGCGUUUGAUCCGAUCACCACAACAGUGGCAGUCGGGAUCGGUGCUACGCUGGGGCGAACGAUCUACAGAUACUUCCAGGAAACUUGCCAUCCGAAAUGGAUAGCUUAUAACGCAACAGGGCUCAAGACCGAUCUGGAGAGCAAGCUCUUUGGACAGCACAUUGCGUCCCGCAUCAUUUUAAAGGCUGUGAAUGGAUUCAUGAGCAACGACAACCCGAAGAAGCCUCUGGUGCUCUCCCUGCAUGGAUGGACCGGCACCGGGAAGAAUUUUGUGAGCAAGCUCAUCGCUGAUAGCAUUUAUGCUGAAGGAAUGCAAAGCAGCUUCGUCCACGUGUUCACAUCCACUCUUCACUUCCCACAUUCGGAACAUAUCGCUACUUACAAGUCUCAGUUACAGCAGUGGGUCAGAGGCAAUGUGACCAACUGUGAGCGCUCAAUGUUCAUCUUUGAUGAGAUGGACAAGAUGCACCCAGGCUUGAUUGACAGCAUCAAGCCAUACCUGGACUACUAUGACAAGCUGGAUGGAGUUUCUUAUCGGAAAUCAAUCUUCAUCUUCCUCAGCAACGCAGGAGGAGACGGCAUUAUACAGACGGUUCUAGAUUUCUGGAGAAAAGGACAGGAUCGAAAAGAGAUCGAGCUCAAAGACUUGGAAACGGCAUUGUCACUGUCCGUAUUCAACAACAACAAAAGCGGCUUCUUUCGUACAAGUUUGAUCGACAAGAACCUGGUGGAUUUCUUCGUUCCCUUCCUGCCUCUAGAGUACCGGCACGUGGUCCAGUGUGCCUUGGCCGAGAUGAAAGCAAAAAGACUUAAACCGAAUCAUGACGUGGCAGAUAAGGUGGCCAGAGAUUUGGUCUACUUCCCCAAAUCUGAGAGAGUGUUCUCCGUCAAAGGCUGCAAGACGAUAGAGAGCAAACUGGACUUCUACAUAUAAUAUGUGCACCUAAGGACAGGAGGAUGAGUCACUAUGUGCACUUUCUUUAAAAACAAAGAACCCUGCAGCCAAAUGAUUAAAAACAGGAAGCCAGACUGACUGAAGAGAGUUUUGUGGAAGUUUCCCUGUCUGACCUUGUGGCCAUCAAGAUACCAGGAGGCCUUCUCACUUACACUGAAUGAACAGCUUAGCACCAGCUGAAUAAAAUAUUCAGAUGAUCAGAUUCUUUGUCACCGGUUAAAGAGCCUAAUCUCUGCGUUUAUGCCAGCCUUAGACGGUGGAGUUUUCUUGGAAAAACUCUCGAUAACUGAUGUCUUCUUGUCAGGGAAACCCUUCCCUAUGGAAUCGUUCUUCAACGUGGUCUUGAUGUGAACGGGCUGCAGGAAGUAACUGCCUUAACUCUUUAUCCCCCAGUUUUUAGUAGAAGGAAUUUACAUAUUAAACAGCCAGAGUUGGUGUUGUGGUGAGGGCAACAGAAAAGCUGUUUUUUUUAAAAACACAAACAAAAAAUAUCCUUUUAUUCUGUACUGUUAAAUCUCAUGGCAUAUUGCAGAGAUUACAUAUGAGCGAAAUGAAAUGUCAUAACAUUUUUGACCGUCUCUGAGGGCAGAAACUCAGGGUUGUCAUCUCGUUUUAAAUUUUGAUGGUCUGGAAGGAAACGAUCUUUGUGUUGGCCUAAUUUUCCCAAUCAAAGCAUAGCAUUGUGUGUUAUAUACAGUUAUUCUCCAAGGUGUUCACCUUCCUGUUUAAGUGUCAGGUUUUUGUGGUGGAAAAGAUCGAUUUUAAAAUCUUUUCCACCUAUAAUGUAGGGCUGCUCAAUAAAUCACAAAUUUAUUCGUAUCUAACUGGACCUAACAUGCAGAGAACUGCUUAGACUGCAGUAAAUCUUAAAUAUUUAGGUACCAUGUAUUCAGGCUCCCUCUGCCUUAGAUAUAUAUGGUGGCGGCUGCUGUUGAAGGCAGCAUAAACAUGUUUUUGAAAGUUAAGGUGGUAAAGGAAUUGCAACUAAGUUGUUGCAUUGACAAGCUGCAGACUUUGUCCUAAAGCAACUUUUCAAAAAAUAAAAUCUUGUUUAUUUUCCUUUCCAGGAAGUCCUUUGUAAACGGAUUUAGACGUAGGAUUAGACACACUGUGACCCAGAAACAUUAAAAAGCCGUCAUCAGGUUUCCAACAGACACCUGCAGGUUUUUGAUCAAAAUUGAUAAAUAUUAAGAACCUGAGCACCAUCUGAUGAAAUGUAACCUGAGAACAUGAUGCUGCCACUACCGUGUUUCACUAUGGGUAUGGUGUUUAAUUGCUGUAUACUAUAACUGAUGGUAGAUGUCAACAAGAACUGCACAAUGUAUUGAAUCACAAUUGUCAUCACAUUAUCUGUAAAUACAAUAUGGAAAUCACAAAGAACAACUUGGACACAAUAUUUGGCAAAAGAUUCUGAAAUUAUUUCUCAUUGUUUAAUUUUAUUAAAGUCCAUAAACCUGGCAUAUCAA
This is a messenger RNA of Girardinichthys multiradiatus, 2678 nucleotides long. Its product is annotated as torsin-1A-like. Lineage: Eukaryota; Metazoa; Chordata; Actinopteri; Cyprinodontiformes; Goodeidae. The coding region runs from base 145 to 1191 and encodes 348 amino acids. Gene Ontology annotation, biological process: protein localization to nucleus; nuclear membrane organization. The record is from RefSeq and is a predicted model, not a curated record. Gene Ontology annotation, molecular function: kinesin binding; ATP hydrolysis activity; ATP binding. The transcript has 6 exons. Gene Ontology annotation, cellular component: endoplasmic reticulum lumen; endoplasmic reticulum; nuclear envelope.